Molecule: messenger RNA, 2955 nt
Organism: Chara braunii
Lineage: Eukaryota; Viridiplantae; Streptophyta; Charophyceae; Charales; Characeae
Source: the annotation of a GenBank genome assembly
UGGAGAGAGGAGGUUGGCAGGAAAAGAGAGAGGGGUGGGGGCAAAAGAGGGUGGAGUAAGGGAUACCAUGGCAUCAACCAAUGGCUWUGCAGCUGCAAGACGAGCAUCAGCCGAUGGCUUUGCAGMUGUAAGGCGAUUAUCAACGGAUGGCUCUGCACCUACAAGGCGAGUUUCCRCRUUGGGUGGCACUACCAGAGGACGGCGCGCAUCACGACGUCCCAAGCRCGUUUGGGAUGGCAAGCUCGUGGCUUCCCCUGAUGGAAGAAUGAGAAGGUUUGACUAUGGGGCAGAGCGCAUACUGGCAGAGGGGCCUCACCAACGUGACACAUCACCGAACCCUCGGAGCAAGCAUGAGGCCUAUGUCGAUUUAGGACUGGGGCCUACAUGCAGGGUGAGGGACUUCUCCUUAUGUGCACCUUGGAAGUGGUCUGAACCUGGAGUUAUAGAUGAAGCUGAAGCGGCUGUUCGGAGAAUGUGGGUCUGGGUUGCUCCUGAUCUGGAGGAGAAACUCGCRGCAUUGCGAGAGCGAAGGAAAGAGAUCCCAUUGACACCAGCGAUGGCACRAAGAGAUCAGGAUGGUGAGCUGGACAAGAGGCUCCAAACUUUUAAUCAGGGUGCACAGCCUGGUGAAACAGACGAGGAGAACAGGAAUGGGGCGGGGGCCACGAGGAACGUGGAAGAGGGGGCAGUCCCRGAAACAAGAGCUAUGGGGGUCAAGGGCGACUCAGAGGCAACAGCAGUAGCGGAUCCAAGGAGUGGUUUUGGUAAUACCCCUCUAGUUGAAAUAGACAGGAAUGGGGAAGGGGASGAGUCAAGGAUGCAAAGGAGGGAGCUUGUCCGCAGCCCAAGUCAACUAGCAGUAUCCAGGCGUGCUGAAGAGGACGAGCAGGAGCAACCUUCCUCGUCGGAGGAUGACGACGAAGAAGAGGAAGAAGAGGAGUAUGACGAGGAGGAAGAGGAGGAGGAGGAGGAAAGAGAUGAUGAUCAUGGUGAUGAGGAGGAGGAUGGUGAGGAGACUCACAACGAAAAGACGCGACCAUCUACACCGCGACGUCCCAGAGUGAAACAGAGGGUGAAGGAUGAGACCGAUAGUCCUUGGUGGAAGGACUUGCUAGGAGGCACGCCUCGCUUCCCCUUUGGGUCCCGAAAAGUUGAUGUUGACCCUUCCUCAUCAACAGGUGGUGAGGAGAAGGAGACGGGUCUGAUGAGUUUCCAUCAGGCUGGCCCCACGACUGACCUAGGAGCCACUACUGCCAGCGUAAAGCAGAGUAGCAUGCAGAGGAGCGAAAACGUGAGYGGUGGACAAUCUGAGGGGUCGCUUAAGGAAGGCAGCAAGAGGGAGAACCCCAACCCCAUGAGUGGGCUUGCUGGUUCKKCAGCUGCUUCUGCUGCUGAUGGAAUGGGAGCUGAUGGGAAAGGACGACCGAACACAGGCGGCAGUGGGGAAAACGUAGGAGGAGGAGGAGAUGUAGAAGAUGUGGAUGAGAAGACCAGCUGGAGGCAGACUGCCCAAGAUGUUGCAGGUCAUGUGCUCGAAUCCCGCUKGUUCAAAGCCGUGGUUAUCGGAACAAUUCUUGCGAACUCCAUCACGAUCGGCUUGCAGACAUCAUUGUACCUGGAGCAUCGAGUGGGAAAUGUAUUCAAAAGGCUGGAUUACUUCUUCCUAGGGGUAUUUGUGAUCGAGAUACUGAUAAAAUGGGCCCAUGGUUUCCGGGCCUUCUGGCGGAGCCCCUGGAAUGUCUUUGACUUCACCAUUAUCCUGCUUGCCAUUUUAGGAGAAGCURUCAUCAGCUUGGCGUCACCAGGAGUGCAGCAGAUCCUUCKGGUARUACGGUCGUUAAGAAUACUAAGGAGCAUAAGUACRAUGCAGGGGUUGCAAGUCAUUGUCAAUGUGUGUGCUGAGUCACUGCCUGACAUGGGCAAUGUCCUCGUGCUUCUGCUCAUUGUCAUGUUCAUAUGGGGUGUYGUGGGCGWGUCUGUGUUUGGCCAGGCCGUCCCUGAGCACUUUGGCACCAUUUGGGGUAGCAUGUUUACACUUUUCGUGCUCAUGACGCAAGAUGGAUGKGUGGUUAUAUUCAGAAAGCUCGAGAAACAUGGCCUCUUUGCCCCUGCCUACCUUUACUGCGCCUCUUUCAUUGUGAUCGGCACCUACGUCUUCCUUAAUGUUCUUGUGGGCAUAACUGUAACUAACCUGCAGUUAGCCUACCAGGACAUCAARAAGGCUGCGAAGCAAAGGGUGUCAGAGCUGUCCUCCAAACAGUCCACUGGCACAGAUAAGGACAAACUAGAUCCCRGCCCUACRAUUCUCUCCUCCUUGSUCAUAAAUGAGGUGGCUUCGAGUGUCUGGGACUCUCAGAGACCAAUUGAGCGUCCAACCCUCCAACACAUUCCCAUGUCAUUGCUAGAGAGCUAUGCCCUCCUCAUUCUCGCCAUGGAAGAUAACAUAAAGGAGCUCGAUCGUAUCYGAUGCGCUCUCAUUGAUAUCUGCAUCGAGAUUGAAGAGCUGAAUGCGCCCCAGGAUCUCAACGACGAGGAGGUCAUUCAGGAUGGUGACUGGUCUGAGUCAUCCGGGGAAGAGGAUGAUCGGGAUCUUGACUUCCGGAAAGGUGCCACUCAGCCUGAGACACUCGAGGAACGCGUGUCACGUCCAACACCGGGGUUGCAGUUCGCGAGAGAACGGGCAGAUAUUCUUUCUGAGAUGAUCAGAGGAGGAGGGGUAGAUGCAGCCCCCGUUGGUGAACAGGACCCCCAGGGAGGCACAGAAUCGCACCCAGGAAUGAGAAGGCCAAGGUCCAGGUCUCUUCCUGAGGAUGCUUCACGACCCGGCAAGAACAAGGGCCCCUCCAUGCCCCAGCUGCGGUUCUGAGUUCCGGCCCCCAUUUUCCCUAAAGCUUUGAUAUUCUCUUUUUUUUUUUCUUUUUUUUUUCUUUUUUUUUUGCUGGGACCAUUUCUCGA